Molecule: messenger RNA, 522 nt
Organism: Adineta steineri
Lineage: Eukaryota; Metazoa; Rotifera; Eurotatoria; Adinetida; Adinetidae
Source: the annotation of a GenBank genome assembly
AUGGAGAAAAAUUAUAUUCUAAUUGUUGUUAUCUGCACAAUUGCCUUACUUAGUACUGUUUAUGGUGCUGCUGAUCAAUGUAGAAAUGUAACAAAGCCAACUUGCCAAACAUGUUUGAAUGCCGGUGACUGUGCGUAUUGUAAGACGACUCAAACUUGUUUUCCAUACAAUCGUGGUAAUAUUAUAGAAACUGAUUGUAAUACAGUUGAUAUGCAAUGGCAAACAUGUGUUGGUAAUUUUCGCGUAUGGAUUAUAAUUGUUUCUGUUAUUGCUGGUGUUCUUUUAAUUGCUAUACUGAUUACUAUAUGGUGUUUUUGUAGAAAAUGUAAACGUUGUCGAAUUCGAAAAGAAGAACGUAGACAAGAAAGAGAUGAACACCGAAUGGGAGAACGAAUGGAAGAACGACGAGCUGCAGCUGAAGUUCGAUCAACUGAACGUAAUCGAGUAGCUGAUCAAAUUCGUAUGAAAUAUGGUAUUCUCAAAGCCAAUGAAAAUAAUACGGAUUAUGCACGUAUGAGUUGA